Messenger RNA from Xiphias gladius (swordfish), 1593 nucleotides. RefSeq names its product ankyrin repeat domain-containing protein 34A. Lineage: Eukaryota; Metazoa; Chordata; Actinopteri; Istiophoriformes; Xiphiidae. The coding region runs from base 1 to 1593 and encodes 530 amino acids. Gene Ontology annotation, molecular function: protein binding. The record is from RefSeq and is a predicted model, not a curated record. The transcript has a single exon.
AUGGGAGAUGGAGGACCCCUGCAGACCGAGGGGAAUGCCCUCCUCAAAGCCGUCUUCCAGGGGAAGCUGAGGCUGACCCGCCUGCUGCUGGAGGGCGGCGCCUACAUCAAUGAGGGCAACGAGCGCGGAGAGACCCCCAUCUCCGCUGCCUGCUUGGCGAGCUACGACGACCCACAGACCCGGCAGAGGAUGAUCCGGUACCUUCUGGAGAAAGGUGCUGACCCAAACAUCCCUGAUAAGAGUGGGAGGACAGCGCUCAUGCACGCCUGCGCCGAGCAGGCAGGGAAGGAAGUGGUGUCAGUGCUGCUGGAGAACGGAGCUGAUCCCAGCCUCAAAGACUACUCUGGCUCCUCUGCCCUUGUCCACGCUAUUAACAAGGGGGACCGCGACACGCUGCAGGUCCUGCUGGAUGCCUGCAAGGCAAAAGGCAAGGAGGUGAUCAUCAUCACCACUGAUACGUCUCCGUCAGGCACCAAGAAGACCAAACAGUACCUCAACUCUCCCCCCUCCCCGGGCAUCGUGGACAAGCUGUCUCCGGCCUGCAUGUCUCCCUCUGAUGUAGAGAUCGGCACCUCCUCGCCGGCAGGAGACAAAAGCGAUGAGGGGAUCUUCAGCUUCGCCCUCACCUCGGCUUUACCUUUACCUUCAACUCGACCCCCAGGUGAGAAGAGACCGCCGCAUCGCAAACUGCUGAAGAGGUUGAACUCGGAGCCCUGGGGCCUGGUGGCGCCUUCAGUACUGAGUGGGGUUCCUCAGGACCGGGUGGACAAAGGUCUGGAGGAGGAGGGCAACUGUGAUGUCAACAGGACAAUCACUGGGAUUAAUGGCCUGUCCAUCACAGAACCUGUCAGACCUCUGCUGUCACGGCGACACAGCAUCGAGACCCACGACCCCUGUUCCCCCAAACUCAUCGACCGGUCCUGCUCUGAGGACUGCGCAGCCCUCUCUGGCUCCUGGGCUGACAAAGUUCAACAGCACCAGAUCCUGUACCGCAGAAACACAGCUCCAGAAUCCCAGGAGAAUGCUGGUGGACCUGGGACAGUUGCAGCUCGGGCCCUGACUCACCCCAAACUGACCCGGAUGGAGCACUAUGAGUCGGACACCCACCUCUGCCCAGAGUCCAUCCCUGGAUCUCCGGACUCUGGUCGGGUGUCUGUGGAACGUAGGAGGUACAACGCCUCCCCCCUGUCCCUGGUCACCAGCUCCUCCAGGGAGUCACUGGAGAACAUCCCCAACUCGGUGUCCCCUAUCACCAUGCGCCGGCGUCCCCCAGGUCUCUUGGAGCGCCGGGGCUCUGGGACUCUCCUGCUGGACCACAUCUCCCACACCAGGCCUGGCUUCCUGCCUCCACUCAACAUCAAUCCCCAGAAACCCAUCCCCGACAUCCGGGCAAAUGGCAAGCCAACCUCCCCAGUCCACUCCGGACACAAGAUCCUGGUCCCGGUGGCCCCGGCCUCGCCCAAACGGGGCCCGGAUUUCAAGAUGAAGAAGAAGCUGAUGAGGAGACAUUCGAUGCAGACGGAGCAGAUGAAGCAGCUUUCCACCUUCCAGGAGAUCCUAGCUGAGAAAGUCAUCGAGUCCAAUGGAGAUUGA